This is a messenger RNA of Penaeus vannamei (Pacific white shrimp), 558 nucleotides long. The record is from RefSeq and is a predicted model, not a curated record. NCBI's taxonomy places the organism in Eukaryota, Metazoa, Arthropoda, Malacostraca, Decapoda, Penaeidae.
AUGAUCGAAGAGUGCGAGGAACAGCUGACAUACGUGGCCAAAGUCAAGAUGCUCUUUUCCGACACCUACAAGGAGUUUUCCAACAUGUCCUUCUUCAAAGAGCACGAAUUUUACACGAAGCUUUUGCCGGAACUCAACAGCGUGUUAGCGGAAGCAGGACUGGACCCUCUGCGAAUCCCCAAAUUCUACCACUACAGCAAGUGCGAAGAGCGAGAGAUACUCAUCCUGGAGGACCUCACAGCUCGGGGUUUCCGGAUGGCCGACCGCAAGAAGGGGCUGGACUUCGCUCACGCCGUGCUUGUCCUGCAGGAGUUAGCGAGAAUUCACGCUUCUUCAGUCCUGCUGCAGCGGAAACACUCAGUCGAAGAACUUAGGGUCAGGCACAAGUUCCUGGCGCUUGACUGGACAAACAACAGCAAAAUACAAGAGAAGACAUGGCUGCUUGCUAUAUCUCGGGAGACCUCCUCCGGCGACAGCGAUUGCGGAGAACUCCAAAGGGUACGAGGACAUGGCAAGGUGGCUGAGGGAGCUGGGUCCUCGAGGAGUCGACGUCUUUGA